AUGUCACAUGAAGAGGAUAUAGUUCACAGUGUAACCGGGAAUUUCGGGCGAUGGCAGUUACGCACCAUAAUUUUAGUGUUUUUGUGUAAAAUCCCCACCUCCUGGUUCAUGGCCUGUGUCAUUUAUACAGCACCAGUUCCACAGAAAACGGAUUAUUAUUGUAAACCCUCAUUGAAUAAUAUUCCUUUGGAGGAAAAUGUUUCCCACCCUCACACCGAGGAAUGGAUACACAAAUCCUAUCCCGCACGUGAAUAUCAACAGAAAACCGAUCGUGAAUUUCACAUCGAUCAGUGUUAUAUACGUAAACCCUCGUCGGCAGAGCUAUCGAAUUACACAAAUCCAUUUGAUGAACCUCAGCGAGAUCAGAAUUCUGACACGAUUGUACCUUGCGAUCAUUUUGAACAUAUUUCGGAAUAUAAAUCCCUAAUAACGGAAUUUGAUUUGGUUUGCUCACGUCAGCUGUUGGUAUCCGUUACGCAGUCAUUUCAUGCCCUGGGUGCCUUGAUUGGUGGAUUUUUGGCAGUGAAGUCGUUGAGAAUAGUUAGUCCCAAACGUCUGAUGCUGUAUGGCAUGAUUGGCCAAAUCAUCUGUGGCAAUAUGACGGGACUGGUUUCCACUUUCGUGCUGCAUGUCUACUAUCGCUGUUUGACAUCCAUAUUUUGUGCCUUUAUGUAUACUUCGGGACAAGUUAUAUGUAAGUAUGUCGAGGAGGCGGAUAAACAUUUGCAAAUCAUAUUAUUGAUAUCCUAA
This is a messenger RNA of Musca vetustissima, 750 nucleotides long. RefSeq names its product solute carrier family 22 member 3-like. Bases 1 to 750 code for a protein of 249 amino acids. The record is from RefSeq and is a predicted model, not a curated record. The transcript is spliced from 2 exons. NCBI's taxonomy places the organism in Eukaryota, Metazoa, Arthropoda, Insecta, Diptera, Muscidae.